CGCUUGUGGGAUAAAUGUACAGCUUAGCGGACUUAAUAAGUUUUAUCGAGUGAUAUUGUCGAGUUCUAACGGGUGGUAUUGCCGAUACGUCGAAAUGUAGCGCGCCUCAAAUUUAACACAGGCUUAUUUUUGUCAUACCUGUUUGAUUGCCCGUGCACUAAUAGUUGAAAAUAGGCUUUUCAAAAACGCCUUACUAAAAUUUUUAUAUUUGACGAAAUCAUAAUAUCAGUCUUUAUUUCGAUUUGUCCGUAGGUCGUGCAAAGUGCAUACGGAGGCCGUGCCCAAAUAAUCUUCCGGUUAAUAAAAAUUCAUCUGAAGACUAUAUAUAUCUCUGAUAAACGUGUACAUUCUGCGUGUGCUAAUAAUAAGGCAAUGGAGAGUGUUCCACAAUUCGCCUUAUGGCCAACGUGUAAUUCUUCAAUGGAUCCAAUAGUCACUCUUAGCCGUAAAAUUACGGCUGAGAGAUCAGACGCAGAGACACCAUUCUACAUAAUUGAUUUCGAUGAUCUCAGAUAUAAAAUUAAACUGUGGAACGAAGUGCUGCCGAGAGUACGACCGCAUUACGCGGUGAAAUGUAAUGCGAAUGUGGCAAUUCUAAGUAUCUUCCAGCAACAUGGGCUUGGAUUUGAUUGUGCUACUCGUAAUGAGAUCAACUUAGUUCUUUCGAUGGGAAUUUCUCCUAACCGUAUCGUCUAUGCGCACACAGUGAAGUCACCUUCGUAUCUUCAAUACGCCAAGAAUAAUGGAGUAGCUAGGAUGACCUUCGACAACUCUGCUGAACUAGAUAAGAUUAAACAAUUCUACUCUGAGGCAGAGCUGAUUCUUCGACUAAAAGUUAUAAAUACGGACCGCUACAAAAUGUCGGAAAAGUUCGGAUGUCUACCCGAAGAAGCAGAAAAGCUUCUAAAAAAAGCUCGAGCUUUAUCGUUAAAAGUUAUUGGGUUCAGUUUUCACGUCGGGUGUCAGAAUCAAGGUUCCGACGUAUAUAGAAACGCGCUUCGUCUGUGCAAACAAGCGGAACAAGAAGCCAUCCAGCUUGGAUACUCCCCGAAACUGAUUGACAUUGGAGGCGGCUUCGAAGGGUUUCGAGGGCAAGAAGUCAAUUUUCGCAAGAUAGCAGAAAGCAUCCGUAAAGAAAGUGAUUUACUAUUCCCUUCGGAUGCAGGCUACCAGCUAAUCUCAGAGCCCGGUACCUUCUUUGUUGGUUCAGCACUUACUCUCAUUUGUCGAGUGGUUGGCAAAAGGAACUACAAGGAAAUCAACCACAUUUACGUCAGCGACUCCGUUUAUAUGUCAUUUCUACCGGCCCUGUAUGGAGACUAUUAUCUUCGAAUUCAACCAAUGCAGUCGUCAACAGUUUAUAGUGAAGAUUCAUGUGGAGAAGGUCUUGUACCCACACGUAUCUACGGGACCACAUGUGAUGGCGUAGACAUCAUUGUCAAACAGUGGAAUCUACCAGCUCUUGAAAUAGGCGAGUGGUUACUUUUCUACAACCAGGGCGCUUACACCGAAGCUAUCGAGACCGGAUUUAACAUGCUCGAGAGGCCGACCAGGUUUUACCGCUCUAGUAGUCCAACAGAUUUAGAAGCUGCAAGGGAGGCUCUCACAAAUCACAUGAAGAGGGAAGUUGAAAGCCGAUCUCUUGGCGGUAAAUAUAUAUAGAUACUAAAUAAGAGAUGAAAUACUACAUCUAAUAUAGACUGAAAACGUGCCGUA
Molecule: messenger RNA, 1716 nt
Organism: Varroa destructor (honeybee mite)
Lineage: Eukaryota; Metazoa; Arthropoda; Arachnida; Mesostigmata; Varroidae
Product: ornithine decarboxylase-like
Cellular component (GO): cytoplasm
Molecular function (GO): ornithine decarboxylase activity
Source: RefSeq, a predicted model, not a curated record